Molecule: messenger RNA, 511 nt
Organism: Aphanomyces astaci
Lineage: Eukaryota; Oomycota; Saprolegniomycetes; Saprolegniales; Verrucalvaceae
Exons: 1
Coding region: 25-390 (121 amino acids)
Source: RefSeq, a predicted model, not a curated record
AUCCGGAACCAUUAAUCAAUUCCAAUGAAUCCGCUCCUAUUCCUCUACCUCAACCUGGUCCGUGCACCCCAGCUCAAUGCGAAGCGUCUGAAGAAGGAGGAGGACGAACGCUUGGCACGUGAAGCGGCUGACCCGACGCUGGCCGCAGCAGAAAGCAAAGCGACGAAGACGAAGUCGGCGGACGGCGAGAAACCGCAACUCACGUCGUGCAAGAAGUGCGAAGUCCAAGUGCUAGACGCCGAAGUCAGCGCGAAUUUCGGCCUGUGCGACAAGUGCGCAUCCAACCCAUGGGCCCUCGUCACGCCCGUUGUGGUGUUCCAACUCGUUGGGAUCGUUGUGGCGCUGGCAGUGUUCAUCUACCGAUUCCUCAACGGACUGCCGCUGGUGUAGGAUGUCAGUUGGGAUAACGCUAGUACAUAAGAAGAAGAUCAGUGUUUGAAGGUCAUGUCUUCAAGGUGGUCGGUCAGCGAGCGCCUUGUGCGACCGUUCGUGUCAAGUCGCUUUGCCCAGC